CUCUUACCGCUGCCCAGCUAUGGCUGGUCUGCUCCGGGCUGCCGCAGUCUGGGGGCCGUUUCCCUGGAGGGGCUACUGCUCCAGGGUAAGGCAGGGCAAACUCAGCAAGGACUUUGUGGAGGCUCUGAAGGCGAUUGUGGGGAGCCCCCACGUGUCUACUGCUGCUGCAGUACGGGAGCAACACGGGCACGACGAGUCACUGCACAGGUGCCAACCUCCGGACGCCGUGGUGUGGCCCCAGAACGUGGAGCAGGUCAGCCAGCUGGCAGCCCUGUGCUAUGGCCAAGGCAUACCCAUCAUCCCCUUCGGCACUGGCACUGGGCUUGAGGGUGGAGUCUGUGCUGUGCAGGGCGGCGUCUGCAUCAAUCUGACUAACAUGGACCGAAUCCUGGCUCUGAAUUCAGCAGACUUCUCUGUGGUGGUGGAACCCGGUGUCACCCACAAAGCACUUAACACCUACCUGCGGGACAGUGGCCUCUGGUUUCCUGUGGACCCAGGUGCAAACGCCUCUCUCUGUGGCAUGGCAGCCACCGCGGCCUCGGGCACCAACGCUGUGCACUAUGGCACCAUUCGGGAAAAUGUGCUGAACCUGGAGGUGGUGCUGCCUGGUGGGCAGGUGCUCCAUACGGCGGGCCAGGGCCGCCACUUCCGGAAGAGCGCAGCUGGCUACAACCUCACCGGGCUCUUUGUGGGCUCUGAGGGGACACUGGGCCUCAUCACAGCCGCCACCUUGCGCCUGCACCCUGCCCCUGAGGCCACAGUGGCCUCCAUCUGCACGUUCCCCAGUGUCCAGGCAGCCGUGGAUAGCACCGUACACAUCCUCCAGGCUGCAAUACCCGUGGCCCGUAUUGAGUUCCUGGAUGAGGUCAUGAUAGAAGCCUGCAACAGGCACAGCAAACUGAACUCCCCUGUGGCGCCCACGCUCUUCCUCGAGUUCCAUGGCUCCAAGCAGGCACUGGCAGAGCAGGUGCAGUGGGCAGAGAAGAUCACCCAAGACAAUGGAGCCUCCCGCUUCUCCUGGGCCAAGGACGCAGAGGAGCGCAACCAGCUCUGGGCUGCCCGGCACAAUGCCUGGUACUCGGCCCUGGCCCUGCGGCCGGGCUGCAAGGGAUAUUCCACUGAUGUUUGUGUUCCCAUCUCCCGGCUGCCGGAGAUCCUGGUGCAGACCAAGGAGGACCUGAAGACCUCAGGGCUCACAGGAGGCCUUAUUGGACACGUGGGCGAUGGUAACUUCCACUGCAUACUGCUGGUAGACCCAGAGGAUGCUGACGAGCUCCGCAGGGUUCAGACCUUUGCGUACCAGCUGGGCAGGCGGGCACUUGCACUCCACGGGACAUGCACUGGGGAACACGGCAUUGGGCUGGGCAAGCGGCAGUUGCUUCAGGAUGAAAGAGGUGCUGUGGGCAUGGAGAUCAUGCGGCAGCUCAAAGCCACACUGGACCCCCGAGGUCUCAUGAACCCAGGCAAGGUGCUGUGAGGGGCUCCGAGUACCUGACCAACAAGCCCCCAGACCAGUGGAACAUCCUGUCUGGACUCUCUUCAUGCCACAGAUCAGCUCUGCUUUUGCCUCCUACCUGGAGCCCAAGGCCAGAGGAAGGUGAAAGAAGCCUGAAGGCUUCGCUCUCUCCUGGUGAAGCUGUUUCCUCUCUGCCCUCUUAUACAGCCUGUCCUGCCAGUGUGGCUCGCCCCAAAGACUAAGAUGACUCCCUUCCAUUCAGGCUUCCCCACUGCUGGGAGCCUGGACAAAGCCUGAGGAGCGAAGUACCCUUAGCUCUACUCCUUCUGCCUGCUGCCAUGCAGUGCUUUCUUUGUGUGGGAUGGGACCUUGAGAGUUCUCUUUGAGGCCCCCAAAUAAAGUGGAACCCCGCCUGUGGCUGUGUGGAGAUGAGCAGGCAGCA
Pteronotus mesoamericanus is the source of this 1898-nucleotide messenger RNA. It is a transcript of the gene LDHD, whose product is annotated as lactate dehydrogenase D. NCBI's taxonomy places the organism in Eukaryota, Metazoa, Chordata, Mammalia, Chiroptera, Mormoopidae. The record is from RefSeq and is a predicted model, not a curated record. The transcript is spliced from 11 exons. Gene Ontology annotation, cellular component: mitochondrion. Gene Ontology annotation, biological process: lactate catabolic process. The coding region runs from base 20 to 1477 and encodes 485 amino acids. Gene Ontology annotation, molecular function: FAD binding; D-lactate dehydrogenase (cytochrome) activity; D-lactate dehydrogenase (NAD+) activity.